AUGACGAUCACCACACCUUUACAUUCGAUGGUCAACCAUCUCGGCCAGCUUGUUCUCCAGGAUACCAUCAAUCCGUCUGCUCAGACACACUUUGAGCUGCUGCAGAUGAUUGACCAGUUCAAGCUUGCAGUAGAAACACCGACCGAGACGGUGCUUCGUCUCAUCUAUCAGCCUCCUCAAAACGCUGCUCUCAAGACAGCUGUCGAUUUAGGAAUCUUUCAUAUAAUCAGCCGGGAGGAAUACAAGGACACAGGUAUAUCUGCUGCAAAAUUAGCAGAAUACACUGUUGCAGACCAAGAUUUGAUCGUUCGAUUGAUGCGUGUUAUGACCUCUCUGGGUCUUUGCGCAACUCCAGCACCCGCACUAUACCGAGCCAACGAGAAGACCAUUGCACUGACACAGCCGAUUGGCCGAGAUGGUGUCCGAUGCAUAUAUGAUCUCACAGUUCCCACAUUAAGCCAAUUACCCGAAUACCUCCGAGUCCACGGUUAUAACAAUCCUCAAGACUACGAAAAAUCGCCAAUGCAAUGGACCGUUGGCCACAGUCAGUUCGAAUGGUUAGCCCGCAAUCGAGAACAACAAGCUUUGUUCAACUCAUACAUGGCCAGUCGGAGACAAGGAAAGGCUAGAUGGUUCGAAAUGUACCCGGUGGAGAGACUUCUCGGUCCAGCAGUUCCAUGCGAUGACACCGUCUUCCUGGUCGACGUUGGAGGUAACCAGGGUCAUGAUCUGAAUCAUUUUCGGCAAACUCAUGGUCAAAUCCCUGGACGAUUGAUCUUACAAGAUUUGCCCGCCGUUGUGAAAAAUGUGUCCAACUUUGGAUCUAGUAUUGAAGUGAUGCCCUACAGCUUUCUUGAUCCGCAGCCUGUCAAGGGAGCUCGGGUUUACUAUUUCCGUUCGAUUUUUCACGAUUGGUCUGAUAAGAUAUGCCAUCAGAUCCUGCGCAACACAGUCUCUGCUAUGGCACCCGAGUAUUCGCGAAUUUUGAUUGUGGAUUUUGUCUUGUCGGAUACAGAUGCCCCUCUCAUGCAGGCUUCUCUGGAUAUUCAGAUGAUGAGUAUCGGUGCAGGAAUUGAACGGUCGGAAGGACAGUGGCGGGACUUGCUUCAUAGUGCUGGAUUAAAGAUUGAAGGCAUCUGGAGUCAAAGUCCUGGGAUGGAGUCUGUUAUUGAGGCUGUUCCCAUCUCAACAGGUCUGGUUGCAAAAGUAGAAUAA
Molecule: messenger RNA, 1215 nt
Organism: Penicillium malachiteum
Lineage: Eukaryota; Fungi; Ascomycota; Eurotiomycetes; Eurotiales; Aspergillaceae
Exons: 4
Coding region: 1-1215 (404 amino acids)
Molecular function (GO): O-methyltransferase activity
Source: RefSeq, a predicted model, not a curated record